Lampris incognitus (smalleye Pacific opah) is the source of this 1244-nucleotide messenger RNA. It is a transcript of the gene tmem47, whose product is annotated as transmembrane protein 47. Gene Ontology annotation, biological process: cell-cell adhesion. Gene Ontology annotation, cellular component: cell-cell junction; membrane. Bases 165 to 701 code for a protein of 178 amino acids. The transcript is spliced from 3 exons. NCBI's taxonomy places the organism in Eukaryota, Metazoa, Chordata, Actinopteri, Lampriformes, Lampridae. The record is from RefSeq and is a predicted model, not a curated record.
CACACACACACACACUGACUGACACACACACCAGGGAGGGAGAGACCAGUCCACUACUAGAACCAAGUACUACAACAGCUAUUUUUUCUCCUCCUUUCUUUCGGACUUGUGAAACCUCAAGACCCCCACCGCUCCCCCACCGGAGAGAGUCCAGCAGAGCGGCCAUGGCUUCGUCCGCGAGCGGCACGGAGGAGGCGCGCGUGUCGCCGCUGAGGUCGGUGGGUCUCGUGUGCGUCUUUCUGGCGCUGUGUUUGGACGUCGGGGCGGUGCUGAGCCCGGCCUGGGUGACGGCGGACGACCAGUACUAUCUGUCCCUGUGGGUGUCCUGCUGGAAGCCGGUCAGCUCCAUCCAGUGGUCCUGCAACACCACGCUGACGACCGAUUGGCAGAUCGCCACGUUGGCCCUGUUACUUGGAGGAGUGGCCCUCAUCCUGCUGUCCUUCCUGGUGGCCCUGGUGUCUGUGUGUGUCAGCUCCAGGAGUCGCUGUUACAAGCCGGUAGCCGUCAUGCUGUUUGCUGCAGCGGUGCUUCAGGCUUGCAGCUUGGUGCUGUUCCCCAUCAAGUUCAUUGAGGCGGUCAGCCUGAGGGUGUACCACGAGUUCAACUGGGGCUACGGCCUGGCCUGGGGCUCCACCAUCUUCGCUUUCGGGGGGGCCAUCCUGUACUGCCUCAACCCAAAGAACUACGAAGACUACUAUUAGGUGUCUUGCGAGACGAGGGCCUUGCUCUCCUCCCCCUUUGAGUUCAAACUUUCAGAAGAAAAAAGAAAGCAGCAUAGUAGGUCAUUGCAUGAGUGAAAGCCUCAGCAGUCUAACACAAUGCACCGCCGCAGAUUGGGAAAGGAACUAAAACACCUCCCCCCCUUAUUGUUAGUUUCAGAAACACCGCAGGAUUUCACCAUCUACAACACCAACUGAAAAACUCUUGCUCUCGAUACUGUGAUCCUCCCUCAUUGGAUUUAAUUCACCAUACGGUCUUAGCAGCACAGUCAGCAGCAAACCUGGCUGUGGGGCAGAAUUCAAUAACGGGGGGGAAGUGAAAGUCUACUAUUGAACAGAAAAGUCUGCCGUCCCCUUUAAAUGUGCGCUCCAGUAGGUCUUAUUUCUUUGGCACAAAUUCCUGACAGAACAGAUGGGUUUUCACUGAUCCCCUAACUCAGGCAAGACUGUGGACUAAUUAACCAAUCAUAGCAGGGAUGGCUAAGAGUGACAUCGGCUCUGACCAGCCAGAGAGCAAAGGGAUCU